Molecule: messenger RNA, 849 nt
Organism: Alternaria burnsii
Lineage: Eukaryota; Fungi; Ascomycota; Dothideomycetes; Pleosporales; Pleosporaceae
Product: glucose 1-dehydrogenase
Exons: 4
Coding region: 1-849 (282 amino acids)
Biological process (GO): carbohydrate metabolic process
Molecular function (GO): hydrolase activity, acting on carbon-nitrogen (but not peptide) bonds
Source: RefSeq, a predicted model, not a curated record
AUGCCGAAACGCGUACUUUGUUUGUAUGGUAUUGAUAUCGAUGCCGUGAGUAACAACAUGUUGAGGCUGAACACGAAGACUGAUGCUCCCGCGAAUCCCACUGGCGUAUCGCGGGGUGUGUUCGGCGCGACAGUAGGCAUCGAUCGUCUCCUGAAACUCUUCGACAAGUACAAUAUCAAGGCGACAUGGUUUACACCAGCGCAUACUGCAGAUGUGUUUCCAAAACAAAUACGCAAGAUCGUUGAGAAAGGACAUGAGAUAGGGCUGCAUGGGUAUACACACGAAUCCGUGUCUUUGUUAAGUGAAGAGCAGCAGCGAGACGUUCUAGAAAAGAGCAUUCAAGUCUUGGAAAAUAUCGAGUACGAUCAUUCUUUCAUGCACCACGACUCUCAGCCGUACUAUGUUCCUUCCCCACAUCACGUCACAUAUACAGAGACCGAUCUAUCAAAGCCGACUUCUCACUGGAUGACACCCAUGUCAACGUUGAAGCCGUCUGCAGUGGUUGAGAUACCUGCAAACUGGCACCUGGACGACUGGCCGCCCUUCCAGUUAUCACUCAUGCAGCCAAGUACUCAUGGCUUCUUAGAUACCGCGGUCAUCGAACGCCUAUGGAAGGAACAAUUCGAAUUCCUGUAUCGCGGAUGCCCCAACGACAGGAGCUUCAUUCUCCCCAUUAGUAUUCACCCGCAGGUCAGCGGCAAGCCACAAGUCAUCCUACUGCACGAGAGGCUCAUCGAGUGGAUCAAUGGCCACCAAGGAGUAGAGUGGGUUACUUUUGGGGUUACUGUCGACGAGUCCAAAAGCGGUAAGUUGAGCGGCGCGACUGUAGAGGGUGGAGCGGACGUGUAA